AUGGGGAAUGUUGAUCAUAUACCACAGCAACGCGUCUGGACGCGGAAUCUUUUUGUAAUUUUCGCUUCUUUAUUACUAUUCUUUAAUACUUUAUCUCUCUUACCAUGGGGAAUAUAUCAUGCUCGAUCAUUUCUUCAUACCGAUAAUCAUCCUACCUCACAGUUUUCUUCCAGCAUUGCUUCUCUCGAAACUGUAGACAUCGGACAAUUGCAAGGAGGAGAGGAUAUCGCAUCAAUACUCAAGGCGGCGGCGGAUAUUCUGGGUGCUGUAAGCGCACAACAUCAUCUUACUUCUUUACAAGCUCUUAGCAAUGAUUUGCAUAAGUUGGCUGUGGAUACACAUCAAGCACAGAGCGGGAACAAUUUGAAAACUCGAGGACUUUUCGAUGGCUUUGCUUCAAUAUUGACAGGCGGCGCGGCAGGAGGAGCGGGAGGGGCAGCGGGAGCUGGUGGAGCAAAAGCGGCUACGGGAGGAGGUGGCCUCACAGGGAUCUUUGAGACACUCGGUGGAAAACUUCUUGAUGUUACUGCUGAUUCUUUGGCCACCCCGGCAGGAUUUUUGGGUGAUGGUGUUGGAAGAGGUGCUACGACUGGUCUCAAAAUUAACAAUGGAGUCAAGCAAACUACUGCAGAAAAGCCAUCUGGUGUCAACGCUAUUGCAGCAAAUCUAGGAUUCGGAGCUUCCAAUGCUCUCACGGGAACUUUGAACACAUCAUCAUUCCUCACUGGUGCAGGAGCUGCUUCUUCCGCUCUAGGCACUGGUCUUGGAGGAGGAACUGCUAGCGGAUUGGGUCUUAAUAAAUCAGCUGUUGCUGCGCCUAAUGGAACUGGUAUCCCUUUGAUUGCUGGUAAUCUCGGAAAUGGGCUUACUCAAUCGCUCUUCUCGAAUAUCGAUAUGUCGAAAUUGAUGACGGGUUUGCCAAGUGGGAUGUUGCAAUCUGCGGUUGUUAAUGCUGGGAAAGGAUUGGGAGAAGGUGCUGCAGAGGGUCUUGAUUUACCAAUGAACAUGGCUACUAUGAGAAUGCGGCUCAAGAGAGCUGCUGCCGCAGCUGCAGGAACCAACACGACAGGUUCAGGUCUUAACGUUAAUGAGAUUGCAUAUGGAUUCACCAAAUCACUCUCAAGUUCUUUCCUUGGCGCCGUCGAUGUCAAGAAAUUGACUUCCCAAGCCAUGUCCGGAUCCAAUCUUACCAGUAUGGUUGGACCUACUCUUGUGGGAGCUGGAUCUGGAUUGGGUGCCGGCGCAGCACAAGGUCUCGGACUUUCGAAUGCAGCUGUGGCUCCUAGUACUGGAGCUGAUGCUGCGGCGCCAGAAGUGGCUCAGAAUUUUGCAUACGAACUCACGACUAGUUUCCUCGCGAAUGGAACGCUCUCAUCAUUGCAAUCAAAACUUAUGAGUGCGAUGUCUAUGACUAAUAUAUCUGCAAUGCUGGGUCCGGCAGCGCAAGGAGCGGGUAGUGGUAUUGGACAGGGUGCAGCGGUUGGUCUGGGCUUGCAGGAUCCUUCGACGGCGCAGAGUCCAAUGGGAGGAGAUGUAGCGAUGGUUGCGAGAGAUUUCUCUUAUGGUCUUACGAGUAAUUUUCUUGCUAAUGGUACGGUUUCGCGUCUUCAAGCGAAAGCAGCUGCGCUUCUCGGUGGAGGGUCGAAUUCUUCUUCUGGGGCAAUGAUGUCGGCAUUACAAAAAGUGUCAGUUUCGAAAGCAGCUGAGGGUCUCGCAAGGGGUCUUGUCGAUGGUGCAGGUCAAAGUGUAGCGAAUAUGGGAGGUUUCCAGGCCAUUCUCAAUGGAGCCAAUUCAUCCGAAGUGAUGAUGCAAGCUGCAACACCGAUUUUCAAAUCGGAUGAUUUCAAUGAUACGACAGGGGGAGUAGCAACAUCUUUCGGUCAGGGAUUGGGUGGUCAAGGUGUGACAUUGAUUGCGCAAAUGUUGGGGAUGAGUAUGUCACUAUCUUCCAACGGCACAUUAACACCAAGCACUAUGGGAAACAACUCCACGACACCCGCAUCUCUCUCCUCCCCAGAAACACCCGCAAAUAAUCUCUCCACUCCAGCCAUUCGAGCCCGUUCCUAUAGAUCCCCCUCCUCUAUCAUCCGCAAAUCCGCACCCCUGAUAUCCCCAUUCCCCAACCUCCACAAACGCGUCGACGACCCCACAAAUCUCAACAUCUCCGAUAUCACCAGCGGUCUCCUCACCGGCGUCAACGUCACCUCUCUUGAUGUACUUUUACAAAAAGGCGUCGAUACGCUUACAUGCCAGGGCAUCGGUGGGUUUGUCGAGAUUUUCAAGGGACUCAAAGCGAGUGGGAGUAUUCCGGCCACGGGGGGAAGCGUCAUGUUACCUAAUGCGACAUUCACGGUUGCGAGUCAGGGAAAUGAAUUUUUGAUUAAUCCGGCCACGCAGGUGAUUUUGGUGAAUGGGAUUGGGAUUAAUCGGUUGACGAUUUUGAUUGUGGCGCAUGCAUUCCUCCUCAUCCUCGCCUAUUUCCUCGCCAUUCCACUCGCUCUCCUCCUCACCUCCGGCCACGAAAUCGCAACCAUGCUCUCCCUCCCCCACAUCUGGGCUUCCGCCCCCAAGACCCGUUUCCGCAUUUGGAUCUUCGCCGUUCUGCCUCUCUCCCUGAGCGGCGGCAUUCUCGGGAUUCUUCUCCUCGGCUCCGCAUCCCACGGCACCACAUUCCACGGACUCCUCGGAUUUGCUGUGCUCGUUUUAACGAUUGUGGCGUUUGUGCUGGAAAUGAAAUUUCUCCCCGGAAUCGAGAAGUUGAAACUGCUGAGGGGAAUCGUGCUGAGUGUUUUGUUGGCUGCGGCAAACGCGGCGUUUGUAACGGGUUUUGUGGAUAUUCAGAGGAUUAGUCUGUGUACGGUUAGAUUGCCGGAUCAGGUGUUGAUUGGGGCGGCGAUGAACGCGGCGAGUUUGUUUACCACGGGGAUGACGGUGGUGGCGGUGAAAAUGAGGUUGGAGAAGUGGAUCAAGGGGAAGAAGGGGGGGAGUGGGAGUGCGAGUGCGAGUGUGGGGUUUAAUGAUAUGGAGAAGAGUGGGUUUGAGACGGAUAAGAAGGAGAAGGUUAGUUUGAAGGAGAGGAUUAGGGGGUUGAGGGGGUAG
Messenger RNA from Botrytis deweyae, 3099 nucleotides. RefSeq lists its product as uncharacterized. The coding region runs from base 1 to 3099 and encodes 1032 amino acids. The record is from RefSeq and is a predicted model, not a curated record. Lineage: Eukaryota; Fungi; Ascomycota; Leotiomycetes; Helotiales; Sclerotiniaceae. The transcript is spliced from 4 exons.